AUGAUUUAUAUUUUGGGACCUGAAUACAAGCCCAGAAAGAAGUUCAUUGGGAAAGUAUUUAAUUUGUUGAAUAUGCAAUAGUUAUUUGUGUUCCUUUGCGAUAUAUACAUUUGGUUAUUGUUCUUUCCAUGCAUGAUUACAUGUUUUGAAUUUUGCAUUUGUAAUGAAGAUUAGGGGUGUACUUUUGAUGCAGUGAGAUUGAUCUUAACUUUGUUGGCCAUUUUGGGAUUGCUAUGUGGUUUGCUUAAUAUUGUUGUAUUAACUGCUUUGUUUCAUAAUAAUUGGGAAAACAAAAAAGAUUGUUUCAAUGGAGAAAAUGUAAUUUAUCUAACCAGUUAUCAAUUCAGUCGUUUUGUAAUGGCAUUCUUUGUAGUUUUCAGGUAUUAUUAUAGUGUUAUCUCUAAGCACCAAAGUUUACACUUUCUUAUGGUUGUUUAUGGUAGUAUCAUUUUUGAUUUACACAUUUUUUUUAGCGAACAUUCUAAUUGGAAAUGGGUUCUUAGCUUUUGGGACGAAAUACACUAGGUCAUUAUUUAUCAUAUUGUUGAUAUUUCUGGUUAGCACCACCUUUUCAUCAAUUAUCGAUGAAUUGCAUCGAAGUUAGAAUUCCGAUACAAAAAUUGAAAAUUUUAGCGUUUAUUUUUCAUUCACUUUGAUCUUCCUCUUAUUGACAGUUGGCUAUAAUUUGAGACACACUCAGAGUCUUACUAUUUAAUUUGAUAUCCAUUAAUUAACUCCUGAUGCUCUGUAGAAACAAAUAUAUACAACCCUUGCUUUCCUGGAGGUUUCACUUACUGACAUCUCAAUUGAUACUUAUUUCAAAGGGAUUCUGUAGAGACAUUUGGAUUUUGAAUGUUAACAUCCUGUAAUAAAAGGAGAGGGCAGGUGCUUUUGCAAAAAGAAAAGAGUCUAUGAUUCAAAGAAGCGAAAGGAAGUGAGAGUGGAAGAGUGGAUUACAACGAAAGCAAUAAUUAUGAAAUUUCUGAUCAAAAGUUGGAUUGAAACCUAUCUUGGUGAUCGACCUAAUGAUGUGGGUGUACAAAUACUCUAUGCUAGGUAAGAAAUUAAAUUAAAUUAAAUUAGGUUUAUGUUCAGUAAAUUUCAUAAUCAUUAGAUUGCAUUGCAUAUUCUAUCAGAUCUGGAGAAGCGAUUCACUUUUUUAUUGGAUAGAUACAGAUCUUAUUAAUUGAAAUGGAAAAUAAUAAAAUUCAUUAGACACAGGAAUAGUGAUAGUUAUAAAGGGAAAUUGGAGAUUGAGAACGCAUUAUUUGUUGAAGAACAAAUUGAUUUAAUAAAAAACAAUAUCACAAAUAUCCUGAAGUAGAACUGUAUAUUUUGGAACAAUCUUCAAUAAACCACAAUUGAUAUGAGUGAGAUGGACAAUCUGUUGUAAAUGUAAUUCAAAAAAAUAGAAGAGACUAAACAUUUGUGGAUAACAAUUACUAAUUAUUUGGAGUACAAAAAGAAGUGGAAAUUUUAUUAUGCUUGGUUCACUCUUUAUAUUUUGAAUAAGAAAAUUAAAAAUAGAAUUCUUGACAACUUCUAAGGGUUCUAGGUAAAUGAGAACGAUAUUUUCUCAGAAGAACUGCAAGAACAUAAUGUGGAUGAAGAUGUGAAUAGUGUCAAGUCUGGAUACUUAGAUAAUGAGAAGAUAGAGAUAAAAAGCAGGAAAAUAAUAUUUGAUAAAAAAGCAUGUAUUAUAUAAGCAAGUGAUGACAUUCAAUCUUCAAUUCUCAAAGUCAAUAAACAAUUUACUCGUAUAUUUGGUUAUUCUAGUGAAGAAGUAGUAAAGAUGUAAGCAUUAUUGUUAAUUUAGAUUGCCGAUAAUCAAUUUGAUGCCCGAUGUCUAUAGUAAGGUCCAUCCUCAGAUUCUCAAUGAUUACAAACAAACAGGCAAGAGCAACUCUCUCUAUUCUCAAAGAAAGAUUUAUUGUCUUCAUAAAUCUGGUGUUAUGUUUACUGCAUGGAAAUUCUUAAAAUUAUAUGUUGAUUUGAAUGGUCUCUCCUAAUUUGUGAUUAUGAUUAGGCCAACUGAUUUUGAUAACGAAAAGAAGCAUGACUACAUGAUACUUAACAAUGAUUGGGAAAUUAAUGGAAUGACCAAUAAUGUACUUUCAGGACUUAAUCUCGAUCCUCGUCUAUUCAAAAAGGCCUCUUCUGAAUUCAUACUCUUUAACAUGCUUCUAUUUGCACCCAAACUCAUUUAGUAUUCCAGAAUAGCUCCAUUGAUUAAUGAGGAAAAAGAUUUACCCAUUUUUGGAAUGAUGAAGAAUCCCAAGAAACCAGUUCAAAAGGUCAUUCACCAUCAAAAUGUCCUUGAAAAUCAAUUGUCUAAUUCAAGCAAACCCAAAAUUAAUGUCAAUAUGCUUGGCUCAGCCUCACUCAAGUAGUCACUUGGGAAGCCAAUUCAAGGUAUGUAUUCUGAUCUUGAUUUUGGAUCCAAAGUAUUAUUACCGUAACAAUCAAUCGAUUAAUAGAUACCAUAAUAAUUGGUUGUCUAAAAUGAGAGAGAUAAAUUCUUGUAACAUCAAAUGAGUUCUAUUAGUGAUAAGAAUGAAUUUGAUGAUUUCAAUAAAUAGAUAGGUUAAUUUGAUAAGAUCUAAAAUCUCAAUUAAGAAAUGGAAAGAAGAGCAGAGGAGUAGAUUAAUCAACUCAAAGAAACAUAAUUUUAAAGUAAUUACCAGAAGAUUUAAACUAUGGGCAACAAAGAAAAAGAUGCUUUCAGUGAGGAUAAUGCUAGUAGAGAUGAAAUGAUUGAAAAAAUCAAAGGGAUUAAGAUAUUAGAAGGCAAAAUCAACAGUGGCGAAUAAAUUCAAUUCAGAAUGAAGAUACCAGAGAAUAUGGAUAAAAUUAUUGAUUACUAUUCCUCCUAAAAAUCAAAGAUGUACUAAUUAAAAAAAUAACAAGAUGAUGUAUCCAAUUGUUAUUAAUAUUAUUUUAGUAAGUUAAAUAGGAAGAAGUUAUUGAUUAAGGCAAGAAAAAGGAAAAAGAGAAAUUCUUCACCAAAUAAGGAACACAACAAAGAGAAUUUAGGAAAAAAGCUAGACUAAUGUUCUAAAAAGCAGCAGAAAUGAAACGAUGUUAAGAUGAUGUGUAAAUCAUUUAUUCAUAUGACAUAGAAAUUUCUACGAAUUAUUGCUUGAGAUCUACUAGAAACUAAUAUAAGAGUAAAAAACUCGGACAUAUAAGGUGAAUUGCACCAUUUAAUUCAUUAAAAUAAAAGACGAAAGAGUAGGUAUUAUAAAAAUAAUUUCAAUAAAUGAAAUAAUGAAGAUUAAAAGAGUUACUAGGGAACGAGAUGGAAACCGCAAAUAAUCAGUCUUCUUGAAGAAUAUAUAACCUUCAAGAGAAUUAGGCAAGGGAUCAAAAUUGUCAGCCACUAAUUUAUCAAAUUAAUUUGAAAAUUCAAAAUUUGUGUCUAUGGCAAGCGAAAACGACACUAAAUAAUAGGUUAGCCCUGUAGACUUUAAAUCGAAUCCCAAGAUCCCUCUUAUGAAGGAUAAGUCCUUUAAAGGAAAUCUAGGUUAUCAGAUGAAUGCUCCCAUUCAAGAAAUUGAUGAUGAUAAGGAUCUAUUGAUUGAUAGUAAAGCUUUUAAUAAGAUGAUUAAUUGGGAUACCUUUUAAUAACAGUUCAAGAUGCAACAGGGAGCACUUAACUUUUCACUUAAUGCUGGCGAUAAUAUAUUCAGGAAGGAAGAUAAUAAUAAGCCUCGUAAAUUCCUGAUCAAAAUUGCUUAUUUAACAUGGUUUUUGAGAAUAAUGUUUGUUGCCAUCAUUACUUUAAAUCUGCUGACUUACUUCCUUAAACCCUUUGUUGAAUUCAACCCUAUGAUUUCUCAAUCCAAUAGAAUCUUAGCAUUAUCUUAAAUGUAAACAACCAUGAUUGAGACUUAUGACACUCUCUUGGAUCUGUUAAUAUUCCGAAAUGAAUCUGAUUUUAAUGAAAUGGGAAUGUCAGACAAAUUAACCUAUUAUAAUUAUCAACUGUAAUCCAUUUAGGAGAGUUACAAAUUUCUUAAACUGCAAAUUAAAGAUUUAGAUUAACUGUAGACUUUUCUUGAUGAUGCCAUUUUCUAUUCCAGUGCCAUCUUUGAUGAAUCCAUACUUGGGCAAGCCAAUACCACCCUCACUCUCGAUAGUAAAGAUUACUUCACUAAGUUCAUUAUGUUAGAACAUCAGAUAUCCAUGAUGGAUGCUUCAGUAUUAGAAGUCAUAGGCCCAUCAGACCCAUUUGUUAAAUUUAUUAGAUAUGUCACAAUACCAUAAUUAUACAACCAACUAAAUAAUGCCGUUAUGGAGUUAUAGAAUAUUGUGUUGGAGAAAUCUGAUUCUAUUUCCGAUUUCGUUGUGGUGAUACUAAGCAUAGAAGGGUCUCUUUUGGCCAGUGGAUUUUUUGGAUUACUUGUCAUAAUCUUUUGGAUUAGUCAAACAUACAAAGCAGUUCUAAAGAUCUUUAUACUUAUUUAGAAGAAUGAUUUAAAUAAAAUAGUCAAAUAAUAAAAGUUCAUCGAAAAUCAAUUUAAAUAUAUCAUAACAAAAGACCUAGAAAUCAGUGGAGUUCAACCAAAAGGGGUUUAUCAAAGAUUUAAUUCUCUCUCCUCAAAACAUAAUUUUCAAAUGCAACAAAACUUCCUUUUAAUCAACGAAGAAGAAGAAUAGAAUAUGAAUAAGAAGAGAGAGAAGAAUAUCAUUGAUCGAUAAUUGCUAAAAUCAUUGACUCUUAAAUUAUAUGCCACCUACAUCAUUUUGGUUCUAUUAUCUGCUGGAGCUUCCUUCGCCUUCUUCUUUACACUAAAACAAGCAAGCAGUGAUAUCAGUAAUCUUAUUUAAAUUGGAUCAGUUGCUAUUUCUGAUUUUUCAGAUAGUUAACUUCUAUUAGUAUCUGUUAAAGAACGAUAUUACAAUGAGGAUAAUUACCAAUCAAAUUACCUACCCAAGGUUAAGACUUUGCUAGAAAGUCAAAUUGAAAGUGUAAAACAAACUCCUUAAAUUGAUGAUCCAGGACAUGGGAACUAUUAUGACGGAUUUUAAGCAAUUUAUUUUAAUAAUCUUUGCUACUAUCUGUUUACUGAAUCCUGUAAAUCAUAAAUUAUAUUAUCUUAGAACUAUCUUUAGCUGAAUAGACUGAUUGCGAAACGUUAGUGAAUGGCAAAUUAAAAGACGGAAUAGUGGCAUUUAAUUAAUAUUUCCUCUCAAAUGUCUAGGAUUAUGUUCUAUUAAAUAUAGAUAGAUUUGGGUACAUCAAUAAUAAAAUGAUUUGGAAUCUAAAUUCCUGCAUUGAUUAUGUCAAAACAGCUUUCAAAACAUUACUUACAGAGUGGGCUCAGGUAUAAAUUAUAAUUACUAUUAAUUAGGAUUUAAAUUAAUUGAUAGAUUCAAAUAUCACAUUAAUUUUGGUGUUGUUAAUCGUUAUGCAAUUAUUUUAAUUAUUUGUCUUCCUGGCAAUUGCUGAAAUGUACUUGGUAAGCCAACUCAAUAAGACAUUUUCCUUUUAUCGAUUAGUUUACAAAUCCUAUAUGCCAAAUGAUAUCAUUUAAAAAGAGAAAAUCAUAAGAGCCCAAUUAAUACGUUACAAUAUAAUUAAGAAAUGA
Messenger RNA from Paramecium octaurelia, 5591 nucleotides. The record is from the annotation of a GenBank genome assembly. Lineage: Eukaryota; Ciliophora; Oligohymenophorea; Peniculida; Parameciidae.